Menidia menidia (Atlantic silverside) is the source of this 2651-nucleotide messenger RNA. NCBI's taxonomy places the organism in Eukaryota, Metazoa, Chordata, Actinopteri, Atheriniformes, Atherinopsidae. The record is from the annotation of a GenBank genome assembly.
CCGCGGUCACGUGACUCGGGCUAAACCAGAUUAACGGCUCUGCCCGCCGGGAGUCCGCUGGCGGAAACGGGCACACAUUGCUUCAGACAAACGCUGGAUGUGGCGCCAUCAGUCCCCAUUGCUCCGGAAGCUGCUGGCCUGAACAGACUUAUUCCUUUUUUUCUUUUUCGGCAGCAUUCAUGAAAUAACCUCAAAUUUCAAAAUGAUUUCGCCGUGGGACCGAUGGUACUCGACGAGCUGCUGCCUUUGCUGCCACGUACGGACGGGCACCAUUAUUCUGGGAAUAUGGUACAUGCUCAUCAAUGCUGUGGUCCUACUCAUCUUGUUGUCGGCUCUCAAUGACCCAGUUCAGUACCGCUACCACCUUACCAGCUCUGAGCUGGGAACUGACAUCGAUGUCAUGGACGACGCAAAUAUCUGCAUAGCAACUGCAAUAUCUCUUCUGAUGAUUCUUAUAUGUGGCAUGGCAACGUACGGUGCUUACAAGCAACAUGCUGCUUGGAUCAUUCCUUUCUUCUGCUACCAAGUCUUCGACUUUGCCCUUAACACACUGGUGGCCAUUAGUGUGGUGGUUUAUCCAAACACAGUGCAGGACUACCUCCAGCAGCUGCCAGGGACAUUCCCUUACAAAGAGGACAUCAUGUCCACCAACAACAUGUGCCUAGUGUUUGCAGUCCUCCUCUUCAUUGGCUGCAUCCUCUCCUUCAAGGCCUACCUGAUUGGCUGUGUGUGGAACUGCUACAGAUAUGUCAGCGGCAGGGGGACCACAGAAGUCUUGGUUUAUGUCACCACAAACGACACCACGGUUCUGCUGCCACAGUACGAGGAGGCUGUGGCCAUCCCACCAAAAGAGCCUCCCCCCCAGUACAUGGAGGCGUAGAGAGGGGGCUCUCCACACUCCUCCACCUCCAGCAUCUCCCCGACCCCGGACCAACCCAGCCCCGGCUGCAGGGUGUCGGAAAAAACAAGGCAAAACAGCGUCUCCGACACUGCUUUCAGCUUGGACUCCUGCCAGCUUUAGAUUAGAUUAAGCUGACCCUGAGGCAGCAUAGCCAUUAACUCCCCCCCCACCCUCACCCCCAGCAAUCCCUCGCUGUUGUGACGUAUCGUCCCCCCUCUCCUCCGUCCUCCUCCGAGGACAACGUCACUGCCCCUGCGGGCAGGAACACCCAAACCCGUGCACGGCCCAAAAGUCCCAGCCCGACUUUGUGUGCACCGCUGUUUUUAAUUAAAGCCCGCCUCCUCGGCCACCAACUGUUAACUCCCGAUACUGUGAACUACCCUCGUGGUCUUUGUCUAAAAACUAACUACCUGUGAAGGGAUAAAGAGCAAAUGUGAAGGAAAUCGAGAAAUAUCGGCUCUACGAAAGCACUUUUUUCCAGAAAUCGACACGUUUCCUUCACUGAAUGUAAAGGGGGCGGAGGGUUAUUUUUGUAUGACUUUUUGUAUAAAGGUAAACACUGAGAAGGAACAUGAGAAAGCAAAAGGCAGUCCUGUUGUGAUCAGACAUCCUGUGUGCUAGUGUCCAUCCUGCCGGAAGACUAAUAGGGGGAAAAGAGACGGACUGUCCAAUAAAACCUGUCUUCCUUCUUCUUCUUCUUCGUCCCACUCCGUCAGCCCCCCCGAACCCGUCGACUGCCACUUAAGCCCCCCCUUAUUCACCCGGCCGUUAAGGCCACGAUAUUCCAGUUUGCCUUCCUGUCUUGUUCAAGGUCCGAGACGUCAUGCGAUCAGGUAAACAUUAGCUGUCCGCACACUCGCACACACAGAAAAUAACCGAGGUGUGAGCUGGUGUCCGCUGCAGCAGCAUCGACUGUGUCUUUAUGGGUCUGUUUCAUUUUUAUUUUUAGGAUGAUCGCGGUGCAUAAUCAGGUCAUUGUAGUCAGGCUGACUUAGCUGGACUGAGGGCAUUUUCCUAUGAAGACUGCAUGACGUGCUGUUGGAGAGGCAGAUCGUAUGAUGUCUGUGUUUUUCCUUUUUGCCUGUGUAGAAGCAUACGGUGAGACACUCUUUGGUCUUUUUGUUUAGUUGUUUUUUGUCGUCGCACAUGCUGCAUAAUCAUAAAAUGUUUUAGUGUGCAGGUUACCUUUUUGAGGCGUCAAUUUAGCUUAAAACGGAAUCAGUAGGAAUCUAGUUCCACCGUGUGAGCGCCGGUCAGCAGGUCAUCAGACGUAGACGUCCACCCACUUGGAAGCGGUUUUAUUCCAUCCAUCCCCUCGUAGACCCCCCCCCCGGUGUCAUCGUCAGUGUUUUAAAAAAAUGUCUACUGCUUCCGCAAAUCCAACAAAACAAAACAAAACGAAGAUGCACUUUAAAGUCAGCAUGAGCUCUCUGGAAACAUGAUGUGUGUAUGUGUGUGUGUGUUUGGUUCUUGUUGACCGUCCCAUGCUGUAGCUAAGAGGCUCUGACAGCCCCACCUGCUCCUGUCUAACCGCGCGGGCCAAUCCAUAUCUGUGUGUGUGUGAAAGCUGCCGAGAGGACAGAUCUCCACUCGGUUUGAAGGAUUGCUAAGACCUGCCCGGCAUCUGGACCGGUGUGUGUGGCUGAAGGCCUCGUGUAUUCAUGUGUCAUGUCAAGACUGUUUUUUCCCCUCUCCUGUUGUUGGAUCAGCAUGAGCUCUUGUGUUCAAUUCUGAGUAAUAAAAAGCCAAA